Microtus ochrogaster (prairie vole) is the source of this 526-nucleotide messenger RNA. It is a transcript of the gene Cbx5, whose product is annotated as chromobox 5. The record is from RefSeq and is a predicted model, not a curated record. Bases 1 to 405 code for a protein of 134 amino acids. The transcript has 4 exons. Gene Ontology annotation, cellular component: nucleus. Lineage: Eukaryota; Metazoa; Chordata; Mammalia; Rodentia; Cricetidae.
AUGGGAAAGAAAACCAAGAGGACAGCUGACAGUUCUUCCUCAGAGGAUGAGGAGGAGUACGUCGUGGAGAAGGUGUUAGACAGGCGCAUGGUUAAGGGGCAAGUGGAGUACCUGUUGAAGUGGAAAGGCUUUUCUGAGAACAAGAAGAGAGAGCAGAGCAAUGACAUCGCCCGGGGCUUUGAGAGAGGAUUGGAACCAGAAAAGAUCAUUGGGGCGACAGACUCCUGUGGUGACUUGAUGUUCCUGAUGAAAUGGAAAGACACAGAUGAAGCUGACCUGGUUCUUGCAAAAGAAGCUAAUGUGAAGUGUCCACAAAUUGUGAUAGCGUUUUAUGAAGAGAGACUGACGUGGCAUGCAUAUCCAGAAGAUGCGGAAAACAAAGAGAAAGAAAGCUCGAAGAGCUAAAGGAGGGUGGUCUCUGCCAUUUCUCUUUGUAUAUACCACGUUCACCUUCCUGCCUCCUCUCCCUUCUCCUUCCCUUUCCAUCCUAAACACAUCCAUAAAAGUAUGUGCUCACACUGUGCUU